Molecule: messenger RNA, 939 nt
Organism: Capsella rubella
Lineage: Eukaryota; Viridiplantae; Streptophyta; Magnoliopsida; Brassicales; Brassicaceae
Product: nucleoside diphosphate kinase II, chloroplastic
Exons: 7
Coding region: 24-734 (236 amino acids)
Biological process (GO): CTP biosynthetic process; GTP biosynthetic process; UTP biosynthetic process
Molecular function (GO): nucleoside diphosphate kinase activity
Source: RefSeq, a predicted model, not a curated record
AGAAGCUGAAACAAAGCGAGAAAAUGGUGGGAGUCGCUGUGGUUAGUAAAUGGACUCUCUGUGUCGCUUCGUCGUCGUUGUCUUCUUCGCCGCCGGCAAAAUACUCGGCAAGUCUCAAUCCACACUGUUCUACGGCUAAGGUUAACUUACGCACUGAGUUAGCGGCAUUUCGUCCUCAGUUCCGUCUCUUCUCGCGCGAUUCAUCGUCUCGCCGCCGUAUUCGCGCUUCCAGCUCCGCCAACUCCGGAAUCUUCCUCCCUCACCUUGUCGCUUCUAUGGAGGAUGUUGAGGAGACUUAUAUCAUGGUUAAACCUGAUGGUAUACAACGAGGCCUUGUUGGAGAAAUCAUCUCUCGUUUUGAGAAGAAGGGAUUUAAACUAAUUGGACUUAAGAUGUUUCAGUGCCCAAAAGAAUUGGCUGAGGAACAUUACAAGGAUCUUAGUGCUAAAUCUUUCUUUCCUAGCCUGAUUGAGUACAUCACUUCAGGUCCAGUUGUGUGUAUGGCUUGGGAAGGUGUUGGUGUUGUUGCUUCAGCCAGGAAGCUGAUAGGAAAAACAGAUCCUCUCCAAGCUGAACCUGGUACUAUAAGGGGUGAUCUUGCUGUACAAACUGGAAGGAACAUUGUGCAUGGUAGUGAUAGUCCUGAUAACGGCAAGCGUGAGAUUGCUCUGUGGUUCAAAGAAGGCGAGCUAUGCGAGUGGGAUUCAGCUCUAGCUUCAUGGCUAAGGGAGUGAUCAUUAAGAAGACAGAUUCAAUUAUAAUGGUCUACAGUAUCUUUACUCCUUUCUUGUUACUGAGAAUGAGCUUUGGUCAUUUUGUUCUUGAUUUUGGCGGCAAUGUGAUAACUGCCAAUUCAUGGCUUAUACUAUUUCUUCUCAUAUCUUUGAUCACUUUUCAUGUAACCCAGUUGAGUUAUAGAUUCAUACGUACAAUUCGGUU